Sinocyclocheilus rhinocerous is the source of this 3499-nucleotide messenger RNA. Its product is annotated as janus kinase and microtubule-interacting protein 3-like. Lineage: Eukaryota; Metazoa; Chordata; Actinopteri; Cypriniformes; Cyprinidae. Bases 186 to 2891 code for a protein of 901 amino acids. The transcript is spliced from 25 exons. Gene Ontology annotation, molecular function: microtubule binding; kinase binding. The record is from RefSeq and is a predicted model, not a curated record.
ACGGAAUGAUGGAGGACCAACAGCUCCCUGGAUAAACCCUGCAGACCAAAACAACAUCACAACUCAAAUCAUGCACUUAAGGUGGGCGGAAAGAUGUAGCUGAGGAACAAACAGAAACCAAUCUUGACCUUUCACGAACUCUGGUCAUCCCUGAAAGGGGCGUGGCCUGUGGAGUACCGCCCAACAUGUCCAAGAAACCCCCCAGUGGGCGGCCCAAAGGGGAACGGCCUGAUGCCAUGGCAGCACUGCAGGCAGCCAAUGAGGAGCUGAGGGCCAAACUCACUGAAAUCCAAAUAGAACUUCAGCAAGAGAAAACCAAGGUCAGUAAGCUGGAAAGGGAUAAGUCUCAGGAGGUCCGUCGUGAGCAGCACAAGUCCACGUUGGUGGUGACUGAGUUAAAAGCCAAACUACAUGAGGAGAAACUUCGGGAGCUCCACAUUGUUCGGGAAACAGUCAGUAAGCUGGAAAGGGAUAAGUCUCAGGAGGUCCGUCUUGAGCAGCACAAGUCCACGUUGGUGGUGACUGAGUUAAAAGCCAAACUACAUGAGGAGAAACUUCGGGAGCUCCACAUUGUUCGAGAAACACUCUUACGUCAGCACGAAUCUGAACUGGUGCGGGUCAUUAAGAUCAAAGACGGAGAGAUCCAGAGACUCCAGGCGCUCGUCAGUGCCCUCCGAGAUGGAUCCACCGAUAAGGUGAAGUCUGCACUGAUGGCGGAGGCGCGAGAGGAGUGCAGGAGGAGUUUCGAAGGGGAGCGCAUGCGACUGCUGCAGGAGAUCUCCGAGCUCAAGGCGGUGAAAAGGCAGAUGGAGGAGGCGUUAAACAUGGCUGUGCAAGCCGACAAGAUCAAAGCCGCUGAGAUCCGCAGCGUCUACCAUCUCCAUCAGGAGGAAAUCAACCGCAUCAAGAGAGAGUGUGAAAGAGAGAUCCGCAGACUGAUGGAUGAGAUUAAACUAAAGGAGCGCGCUGUCUGUGGGCUGGAGAGAGAGCUCAGCGCUCAGGCGGGCCACACGUGGAAACUACAGCAGCAGAAACAGGCUGUAGACACUCAGCUGGCCCUGCUGCGAGACUCCAGCCCCAGACAAGAGGGCCCUUAUUCACCCGCUGCAGGAGACGCAGUAGAGAACACAGCUAACCCUGUAAGCACCUCUCCUUCAUUACUAAACCUCACCGCUUGCUGCACGUCUGCUUUCACUGUGCUCACCUGCUCGGAUCCGUUUUCCUCAACCCAGAUUUACCAUAGUAAAGCGCAGCAGUCAGAUGUAGCUGUGAGAGGGGCCGCCCAUGUAGUUUCACUCUGCCAUCAUGCAGCAGAGAGCAGACGGCUGAAGUUAAAGCGUCUCCGUGAAGCUGAGAGCCAGUAUAAGCCGUUACUAGACAAGAAGAGACGUCUCAGCCACAAGAAUGAGGAGCUGGUUCGUGCAUUGAGACGCAUGGAGAACAAACUGCAGUUCAUCACUCAGGAGAACAUCGAAAUGCGAGAGAAGGCUGGGACGAUACGGCGGCCCAGUUCUUUGAACGAUCUGGAUCAGAGUCAAGAAGAAAGAGAGAUCGAGUUUCUCAGACUACAAGUGCUGGAACAACAGAACAUAAUCGACGAUCUGUCCAAGGCGCUGGAAACCACUGGAUACGUGAAGAGUGUGAUAGAGAGAGACAUGCUGCUGAGAUACAGGAGACAGGACAGCCUACGCAGAAAGAAGCCCUUCAGAACCUGUAGGCCGGUGGUGGAGACGUUUUUUGGCUAUGAUGAGGAAGGCUCUAUAGACUCGGACGGCUCCUCUAUUUCCUACCACACGGACCGAACGCCCUGCACACCAGACGAUGAUCUCGAAGAGGGAAUGCUUAAGGAGGAGACUGAGCUGCGCUUCCGUCAGCUGACGAUGGAGUAUCAGGCUCUUCAGCGAGCUUACGCGCUCCUGCAGGAGCAGGUGGGAGGAACGUUUGAUGCAGAGAAAGAGGUCAAGACUCGAGAGCAGCUUCAGGCCGAACUGAUCCGGUACCAGACCAGAAUAGCAGAUCUGGAGUGUGUUCUAAGUCAUCAGGGACAGACAAAUAUGGAGACGGAGGAGACGCGACUGAAAAAUGAAAUUCAGGAUGCAAAAGAUCAAAACGAACUCCUGGAGUUCAGAAUUCUUGAACUUGAAGAAAGAGAGAGAAGAUCUCCAGCCAUAAACUUCCAGAACAUCCAUUUUGCUGAGGGCAUAAGUCCCCUACAGAUGUACUGUGAGGCAGAGGGUGUUACUGACAUUGUGAUCACAGAGCUGAUGAAGAAACUCGAUAUUCUGGGGGAUAACGCCAAUCUGACCAAUGAGGAGCAAGUGGUGGUUAUUCAUGCAAGAACAGUAUUAACAUUAGCAGAGAAGUGGUUAGAGCAAAUCGAAGUCACCAAAUCAGCGUUACAGCAGAAAAUGCUGGACAUCGAAAGUGAAAAGGAGCUGUUUAGCAAACAAAAAGGAUAUUUAGACGAGGAAUUAGACUACAGAAAGCAGUCUUUGGACCAUGCACAUAAGCGUAUCCUUGAGUUAGAGGCGAUGCUGUUUGACGCCUUGCAGCGGGAGGAGACGGGUGGGAAGGUGUCCGAGCUGCUGACCGAGCAGGACCGUGAUUCGCUGAGAGAGGCUGUGGAUCAGUGGAAGAGGCAGGUCUUGAGUGAAUUACGAGAGAGAGAUGCGCAGAUACUCAGAGAGAGGAUGGAACUGCUACAACAUGCUCAAGCGAGGAUAAAAGAGCUUGAAGAAUGGAUAGAGGCACAGAAACGACAGAUCAAGGAACUAGAAGAAAAGCCUUCAUUCUUUGGUCGUAGCUCUACCAGAAAGCAGGAAACGGUGCCAUGCGGCUCAGUGGACUCCGCUCACAGGCCUCAAGUGUUCUUCUGUACCAGAGGAGGGUGACACACGUCAUCAGGAGUCCCAGUGAUCUCUUCUGUGCUGAUACGAGACUUCAAACUGUUCACAUCAACUCUGGAACAUGGACAUGGAAUAUGGUGCUCUCUAUCUUGUGGACUAAAACUGUUUUUAUCCUCCUGACCUUUUGAACUUUGCUUUGUGUGACCUCUGUGCGUGUGGAAUUUAAGGACUCUUAAAUUGAAACGCUGUCCUUUCCCUGCUGAGCAGGUGGUGCUGGAGGCUGCUUCCCUUUGGAAGCCUGAUGGAAUGAGAGGUGUUACGUUCAAAUCCUUCCUCCCACUGUUUACACUCACUCUGCUUCGGUUCUGGUGGUACAGUGCGUCUGGUGUUUGCGUGGUGGCACUCGCCCGCUCCUGUGCAUUGAGAGAAAUGGAACUGAAAGUUUAAUCCUGGAAUUAAAAUUAUGUUUUCUAAUGUACAGGAGCAGUGUUUCAAAUAAAUUUCUCAGAGGAAGACUGGAAAACUAAGAGGACGUUUCUGCGUCUUUUACCGUUCAUUGAAAAGAAAGCGGCACAGUGGAUUCUGAGGUGCAGAAGUUUUGAUUCUGAACAGAUUCUGAACAGAAACUCAAUGUAAGGUAAGCUUGAUUUGUU